Scheffersomyces amazonensis is the source of this 1573-nucleotide messenger RNA. RefSeq lists its product as uncharacterized. Bases 190 to 1176 code for a protein of 328 amino acids. The transcript has a single exon. The record is from RefSeq and is a predicted model, not a curated record. NCBI's taxonomy places the organism in Eukaryota, Fungi, Ascomycota, Pichiomycetes, Serinales, Debaryomycetaceae.
AUUUAGCUAGGAACUAGUUUACGAUAUUUUUAUUAAUUUUCUAUUGUUAGUGUAUGUAAGUUAAUAAUAACCGAUGUCGCACUAUAGAAAAUAUGUCUCCAAAUCAUUAUGUCGUUUUGUGGGAGGAAGGGGGAUUAGAAAAAUAGAACUAUAUCUAAAAAAAAAUGUGAACUUAACUACUUCAGUAAUAUGAUGAUAUCGUUUCGUACAGUAUCACGAACUAGGUUGGGAGUUUUUAGUCAUAUCCACAUUUUUAAAACAUAUGCUACUGCAGCAUCCCCUCCUCCUUCUCCUGAUUUCUCCAACAAUGACAAUAAUGUAGAUCAUCACAAGCGAUUGGAUUUACACCCAUGGCCCAACAAGAAAAACCCCUCUCCUUAUGAAAUAUUCAAUAUUGAAACAAACCAAGCUGAAAGGCCCUCUGACGAGUUGAAGAGGGAGUUAAAGAAAACCUACGUGAAAUAUGUUAAAAUUUAUCAUCCAGAUACUAGUCAAGUACUUUUGGAUGAUAAAGGUAAUGAAUUAACGACAGAACAAAAGAGAAAUAGAUAUGAUCAAAUUCAAAAUGCAUAUGAUAUCCUAAAGAACCCAACAAGGAAUGCUGCAUAUUACAGAUAUUCAACUACAAAUUGGGACCAACAAGGUUUUUAUGAUCGAAGUAAGGAUAACAGUCAUCCAUUCAACAAAAAUAACUUCGAAGCGUAUAGGCGUGGUCAUGCCCAUAGAACAAAAUAUAAUUUCGAAAAUGAUGAAGCAUUCUGGCAAGCUGGUUCUUGGGAAGACUACUAUCAGAUGAAAUAUGGCAGAAGGCCACCCACAAGAGAAGAGAUAGAAAAGAAUAAGUAUAAAAUUCUUAUGGGUGUAAUUGCAGUAGGUGUAUUAGGUUUUGGAAUUCAAGUCAUGUUAGCCAUAGAUAAAAGUAAUGAAUAUUAUGCUCAAAUGAGACUUCUGAACUUGAAAUCAAUGAAGGAUUUAGAUGAUAGUAGAAAUAAUCAUGGAUUUGGUCCAACACAAUUACAGAGAUUGACGAGGUUUUUAGCAUCAAGAAGAACUUCACGUUUAGUUAAGCAUGAAGAAGAUGAUGAAUUUAUAGCACAACAAAUUAGAGACCUUAAAGAACAAGAUGACGAGUUAUUGGUACAAUAUGCUCGAAAACAGGUUAGUAAAUGGGAUUAGCUUAUGCAUGAAUUAAAUGACAGACUACGACAAUACGUUUUUAUAGAACUGUAGCUCUUAUUCUCCUAUUUAAUUUUAAGAUCGCGCUACAAUAUGUUUUCGGCCUUUGGUGGAGUUUGAUUUUGUAUUUUCUUUGGCGCGGAGUUGCAGUAUGCAGGGAGUCAACCAGACUAAUUAUUCCGGCCCGUAGUACAGUCAAAGGGAUUGAAUGGCUUGAACUUACAUAGUGGGAAGAGCAAUGAAUCUAUUCACUAUUAUGGGUUAUGUAUCGCCUCACUGUUAUGUGAGAUUGCAAAGCAUAAUUUCAGAUCAAUAAUUUUCUUUUUUUAGAAUCAGAUAAUUAUCUGUAUUCCUCAAAUGGUUCUUAAGACUCAUGUACCAAAUGUAAAUGUAAAGU